Acaromyces ingoldii is the source of this 1638-nucleotide messenger RNA. RefSeq names its product TPR-like protein. The coding region runs from base 1 to 1638 and encodes 545 amino acids. The record is from RefSeq and is a predicted model, not a curated record. Gene Ontology annotation, biological process: cell division. The transcript has 5 exons. Gene Ontology annotation, molecular function: protein binding. Lineage: Eukaryota; Fungi; Basidiomycota; Exobasidiomycetes; Exobasidiales; Cryptobasidiaceae.
AUGCGUGCCAAGCUCCUCGAGGACGAUGUGGCGCCGACAGAGGAUCGGAGGGCGCUGCUGGACCUCAUGCGGCUGUGGCGAGAGGACGCGAUGAAGCACCACCUCUAUGAGACGGCCAUCUUUUGGGGUGACAAGGUGCUCAGCCUGGAGACCUCUGCUCAGGCCUGGACAGACGCCUACCACCUGGCCACAGCCUUCUUUCUCACGCACCGGUACGCACAGGCCGAGCACCUCCUCUGCUCGCCUCUGCGCAACGCAGCCGAAGAAGACGAAGAAGAGGAUGAUGGCGUCAAGCUCAUCGAUAUCAGCUCGCCUGCACGAUACCUGGCAGCGCAGUGCAUGGUCCGCCAGGCCAAAUACCACGAUGCCCUCGACCUGCUCAACAGCGAGCGGCUGGAAGAGGAAAAGUACGGACCAAAGGUUCCUUGCAAGGACGGCGGCAUCAAGCUUGCCUCGUCCAAGUGGCACCUGCGUGGUCUCAUCCAGCUGCGUCUGGGCAAGCAGGCCGAAGCGCAGCAGUCCUUUGUCCGCGCCCUCUCUCUUGACGUGAAGAAUUAUGAGGCAUUCGAUCAGCUCGUUGGCGGACAACUGCUCAGCGCCCGAGAGCAGUGGGAGUUCGUUCAGGGUCUCGAAUACGUCGCUCAGGCCGGCGACGAUGGGCUGCAUCAGGAAGCGCUGCAACUCGUAAAGUUCAUGUACACGACGAGGCUCGACAAGUCGGGCAGGGUCCACGCUCAACAGGCUGCGGCCGCGCGCAGGCAGCUCUACCGUCUCUACCGGCUCGACAACAAUGCUGACGUCCUCUUGGGCUUGGCCGAGGAGCUAUUUGCGCGUCAGAGGUACAAAGACUGCCACGCCGUGACGCUGCGCAUCAUGGACCUGUCCAAGGACCACGAGGCGGCGCUGACGGUUCACGUUUCCACCAUGGUGUACCUCGACGAUCUCCGACCGACUCUCUUUCUCUUGGCGCAUCAUCUCACCGAUCGAGACUCCGACCUGGCCGCGGCUUGGUACGCGGUCGGCUGCUGGUACAUGGCGUCGGGGCGCUAUUCCGAGGCCCGACGGUACUUUUCAAAGGCCGUCUCGCUCAACCCGAGGUACGCGGCCAGCUGGGUCGCAUUUGCCCACUGUUUUGCCAACGAAGGCGAAUCGGACCGCGCCAUUGUCGCCUACACGACGGCCGAGAGGAUGUUUACGCAGUCGCACCUCCCCAAGCUCUUCAUCGGCAUGGAGCACCUCCACCAGGGCAAUCUCGUGCUGGCAGAAACGUCACUGAAGGGCAGCGCGCUCGUGUGGGAGGACGACGCGCUGGGGAGGAACGAGCGGGGUGUGGUGGCCUACUACAAGGGCGAGUACCAAGAAGCCAUCAAUCUAUUCGAGGCGGCUCUCGAAGCAGCCGAUGAUGUGCAGAUGCCUGCUUCCUCAUGGGCUCCAACACACCUCAACUUGGGCUUCGCCUAUCGCCGAUCAGAACGAUAUGAAAAGGCAAGAAGGGCAUUUAUGAAGACGAUGGAGUUGGAUCCGGAGUGUGGACCGGCACACACAGGCCUCGCCAUGAUCUACCAUCGUGAGGGCUAUCUCGACGAGGCCGUCGCCUGGUAUGAAAAGGUGAGUUCUUCCUCUUCUCUCUACUUAUGA